CACAUCCUCGCUACGUUAUCCACCGCCCCCCGUGAAUCUCCGUUCCAAAAUACAAACCCUCGUAUUUCCUCCCUUUCUGCAUUGAACUGAACCUGGUGUGCCAUCCAUCCUUGGUUCAAAAUGGCGGAAUUCGUGCGUGCCCAGAUUUUUGGCACCACUUUUGAGAUCACCAGCCGGUACACCGACUUGCAGCCGGUGGGAAUGGGCGCUUUCGGUCUUGUCUGUUCGGCGCGGGAUCAAUUGACCGGGCAACCAGUCGCCGUCAAGAAAAUCAUGAAGCCAUUCAGCACACCCGUCCUGUCCAAGAGAACAUACCGUGAAUUAAAACUGUUGAAACACCUGCGACACGAAAAUAUCAUCAGUCUGAGCGAUAUCUUUAUCUCCCCGCUGGAGGAUAUUUAUUUCGUCACAGAGCUGCUGGGCACCGAUCUCCACAGAUUGUUAACUUCGCGGCCUCUUGAAAAGCAGUUUAUUCAAUAUUUCCUUUACCAGAUUCUGCGGGGGUUGAAAUAUGUCCACUCGGCCGGUGUCGUUCAUCGUGACCUCAAACCCAGCAACAUCCUUAUCAACGAGAACUGCGACCUGAAAAUCUGCGAUUUUGGUCUUGCCCGUAUCCAGGAUCCGCAGAUGACCGGCUAUGUUUCGACCCGGUAUUACCGUGCGCCUGAGAUCAUGCUCACUUGGCAGAAGUACGACGUGGAGGUGGAUAUUUGGAGCGCAGCAUGUAUUUUUGCGGAGAUGCUGGAAGGAAAGCCCCUGUUUCCCGGAAAAGAUCACGUCAAUCAAUUCUCGAUCAUCACGGAGCUGCUGGGAACUCCGCCCGACGACGUGAUCCAGACAAUUUGCAGCGAGAAUACGUUGCGAUUCGUCAAGUCGCUACCCAAGCGUGAGCGACAACCUCUGGCCACCAAGUUCAAGAAUGCCGAUCCAGAUGCGGUCGAUCUGCUGGAAAAAAUGCUUGUAUUUGACCCGAAGAAGCGCAUCCGGGCUGGCGAGGCCCUUGCCCACGAGUACCUUGCCCCGUAUCACGAUCCGACCGACGAGCCUGAGGCUGAGGAGAAGUUCGACUGGUCAUUCAACGAUGCCGACCUACCUGUGGAUACAUGGAAGAUUAUGAUGUACUCCGAAAUCCUGGACUUCCACAACAUCGACCAGGGCAACGAUGCCGGUCAAGUGCUUGUCGAGGGGGCUGCGGCCGGACAGCAGAGCUUUGCAUGAGGAGAGAUUCCUGCCUAAAAUUACCCUUGACGAGGUGCACGGAAUAUGAUAAUGAUGUCCUUUCCUUUUAUGUUCUCAUGGUAUGUAGACUGGAUGCGGGGAUUGUGA
Aspergillus brunneoviolaceus CBS 621.78 is the source of this 1326-nucleotide messenger RNA. It is a transcript of the gene sakA, whose product is annotated as mitogen-activated protein kinase HOG1. The coding region runs from base 121 to 1218 and encodes 365 amino acids. Gene Ontology annotation, molecular function: MAP kinase activity; ATP binding. Gene Ontology annotation, biological process: protein phosphorylation; stress-activated MAPK cascade; osmosensory signaling pathway. Gene Ontology annotation, cellular component: nucleus; cytoplasm. The record is from RefSeq and is a predicted model, not a curated record. The transcript has 9 exons. Lineage: Eukaryota; Fungi; Ascomycota; Eurotiomycetes; Eurotiales; Aspergillaceae.